This is a messenger RNA of Folsomia candida, 6467 nucleotides long. RefSeq lists its product as uncharacterized. The transcript is spliced from 14 exons. Gene Ontology annotation, cellular component: membrane. Gene Ontology annotation, molecular function: G protein-coupled receptor activity. Gene Ontology annotation, biological process: adenylate cyclase-activating G protein-coupled receptor signaling pathway; cell surface receptor signaling pathway. The coding region runs from base 1078 to 4191 and encodes 1037 amino acids. The record is from RefSeq and is a predicted model, not a curated record. Lineage: Eukaryota; Metazoa; Arthropoda; Collembola; Entomobryomorpha; Isotomidae.
AAUCCCGUACAAAAGUGAGCGUUGGUGGGCAAGUUGGGUGAAAGGAGAAUAGUGAUUCGCAGAGGCAACACACGCUCCUCACCCAAACGUGGUCUCAUCUCAUCACCACUACUUUCGCUCUUUUGUACGAAUGUCGCCACCACUUGCAGACCUACCCUAGCAGACAAAAGUUUCGACAACGUCGACCUGAACUCAUAACGGACCUUAUUCACAAAAGAACCUCUUCCCAUUAGCUUGUGACCGUAGCCAAAGAGUUUUCUCAUCGAUAACGAAGUGGUUCAUUUAACUACUAAAUAACUUUCCAAUCCAACUUUAAUUUUGGUUAAUUUAGUUGGCUUCUCGAUUCGUGGUAUAAAAUACGUACAUACUGAAAAGUUGGUUUAGUGCAAUAUACUUGUCACUUGAACUCGGAUUCAUCCACACGUUGUUUUGGGAUUUGGGUUUCAGUCUCUACUUGAAACUUCUUGUGUGUAUUCAAUUAAAUUGCAGGAAGAGAAAGUCAGUCAGUCAGUCUAUCUAUCUCUACAUACAUGCACACAUAGUUUAAAAGGGAUGUUGGAAUUCACUGACUGUGGUGCUUCUUCCUGCUACUUGGUGGUUGGUUGUUCAGUGAAAGUGCGUGGCUGGCGAAUCAAAAUCGGAGAAAUUUACUCGUAACAACAUUUUACAGACAAAAAGAACGUUGAGCCGAAGACCUGUUUCUCUCGAACUCUGAACGUAGUAGUCGCACUUUAGCCGAUGUCGAGUCUCUCCCCUGCUGCUGCGGUAUAGUUACAACCGACGACUACAACUCUGGAUCAGAUUUCCUGCUCUUUGGCCUCUGAUCUUCAAUCCCUCCUCUUCAAGUCUGUGCAGCAGUUUCAACAUCAAAUCGCUUAGAUGCGACGGACGGACGGCUGAGGCGCCCCGACACGGCGCACAUCUUUGGAGUUAAAUUGCCGCCUCAUGCUAUUCCACCACCAUCCACCAUCCAACGCCACAUCAAAUCUACCAUCGAAAGGAACAACCGGGCUGCCACGUUGAAAUUCGGGUUCUUUCCUUUCAACUUGAACUCUUGGAUCUGCAGAGGAGAAUUGGAUGCACUGGAUUGAAGCAGGGCAGAUGUUGGUUCAAAAAAUAAGGCCGGAGGAGACAAUCCGCCGCCGUCGUCGUCGUCCGAGAAGAGAGGAGUUGUUCCAAAUGGGUCAAAUACUUCAGUCUUCCGGCAGCUCAAAAAUGCAGCAUGAGUCCAAAACCCAGGACCACCAGGGCAGACGACGACUCACCUCCUGCUCCCUCCUCCUCCUCCUUCUCUCCUUCUCGGCUGGUAUCUCGCUGAAUCUCGUGGGAGCAAUACCUUCCACCGACGCUCCUUUAAAUCUCAAUGCCAACAUGAGACCUGGACAUCCUUCCGUCUUAACUGCUCGCGAGGGUGAUGAACUAGGAGCCAGUGAAGGAGACGUAUUUCAUUCAUCCUCCAGUCUAGCACGGACGGAUGACUACCACUCUGCAUCCAAACUCACUUCUAAUGGUCAAUUUGCAAGAUCACCUUUGAUGGAAAAAACUAUCUCCGCCGCCGCCACCACCACCGCCGCCAAACUUUCUCUCCCACACCGAGAAAUUAUGGAGAGUAAAACUAGUCCACUUAGACGACCAUCAAAUCCCCCGACACGUUCUGUUGUACCCAGUGAAUUUCGCAUUCAAUCAAACUUCCCAUUAUCCCCCAUCGUCAUCAAAGACUGGGAUGAUAAUGCCAAGUUGAAAUCAAAUCUGGGGACACCACACCACUCUCCGAAAGAGGUCGGCCAAGAUGCUCUUGAUAGAUCGUCGUCCACAUCCAGUACAACCAUCGAUAGUCGCUCCAGAGCCGAGCUUUUCCUAUAUCCUAAAAAACCCACGACGACAACGACGAGUUCAGAGGAAACUGGAGAGAAGCCGACCAAUAUCAAUUUGCUGCGGAAGUUGUGGUCUAGUACUCGAUCAUCUAAACUCAAUUUAACUCAUGAGCAGCAAUCACUUUUGAGAAUUGAGUCGGAUAAAUCACAUCGACCCAGCAGCAGCAGCCCUCCCAACGACAGUGGAAGAGGUGCAAAUGAUAAAGAACUCUCCACAAAUAGCAACGUAAGUCGAUCAAUCCUUGAUCUCGCAGGAGCCUCGUUGGCCCCAUGGACUACGACAUCAUCUCACCCGACCCCCAAUUUCAUUUCGCCCUCAUUGGUCCGCCCCAUGUCCGUGGAAUUGACACCGUUGAAGCCCAUGUCACUCAAAUUAGAGCAGGAGGUUGAGGACGAGGAAACAUCUUCUCGGAGAAAGCAUUCGUGGGUACCUCCAUCAGACGCACCUGAAACCUCGGCUCCUCUUCUCCACCCUUCAGUCAAGUUAGCAUUCAAUGAUGGGACAGAAUUAUCUACUUCUGCUCCACCCAACAAGAGUGGUCCUCGAGAUAAUAAGUUUCCUACACCCGGAGGAAGACGAACCUCAAUGCUGUACCCCGAAUGGCUCUCCUCAUCUGGAGGUGUUUAUCCAGAUGACAGUACAAAUGGAACAGGAGAAUAUUACGGUGAACCCGAAUAUGAAAAUCUAAUCAACAAUAAUGAAAAUAACAGAGCAGGGUUAGACGCUGGUGGAGGUAAUCCGGGCGAAAGGGAAGAAGAGGCCCCCGGAAGAAAAUUCAAUUUGUACAACAACAAAAAAAUUCAUACUGACUUUCUCGACCAUUUUAUGAACCUGAGUAGUUGGCAAAAUCGACUAAAACUGAAGGAACAACAAGUAUUGAGCGAGAGAGAACAUCGAAUGGCUGCAUCUCCCUCAGCAUCAGACGUUGAUCCAUUGAUGUCGACGGAAGCUCCGGAGGCUAUUAUUGCUCAGAAUGGGUUAGCGGAUGUGAUCUCCAGAGGACGGAUUGACAGCGUGAUGUACGUGUAUUUUGGCGAUAGGUACAGUAGUGACUACCAUAAGGAGGAAGUUGUAGGUCGAAUAAUUCAGGCGGUCGGAGGAGUUAUUGCUGCAAUAGCUCAAGUCCUGACGGUUCUUGGAACAGCAAAAUGCGUCCGAAAAUCGACCCAUAGUAAUCAACCACCCAUUCACCUGCACAUUGGAUUUGCCCUCUUGAUUUCCAAUCUACUUUUGUUACUUGCUGUUCACGCAACGGAGCCAGCAGAUGUUUGCAACACCGUCGCAAUGAUUUUACAUUAUCUGCACCUGGUUAUCGGCUGCUGGUUAUUUGCCCAUACGAUUCGAACUUACCUAAAACUCCGGCGUCAUGCGGAAGCCCCGGAUCUCGUUGUGUCCGACUCCAGUGAUCGACCUGGGAGAGGGGAAGCCAAACAACCACUCUUGUCGUCCCAUAGUUUGCGAUACUGCUCAGCAUCCUGGACUGCACCUUUGCCCUUCAUAUUUAUGAGCUACUUGGCCAACCCAGAUGGGUACGAAACCCGACAUUACUGCUGGAUGUCUAUCGAAAAAGGAAUGGUCAUCUCCUUCAUUGUUCCAGUAUUUCUCUUAAUUGGGUCAAACACAUUCCUGGUGGUCCUUUCACUUCGACAUUUGUUGGCUGCAAGAAAGUUAUGGGCGGACUCCACGAGUGCUGAGAUGGACGAGGACACACUGGACGAGAGGAAAAUCAGCGGUCGGAUUCGAGCGUCGGCCAUGCUGCUCCCACUCCUCAGCAUCAUGUGGUUCUUGGGGGUUGUCUCUCUGGAGAAUGCCUCCUCAAUAUUCUUCCAAAUUGCGUCUGCUUCCGCCAACAUACUUCUGAGCUGGCUCAUCCUGUAUUUCUUGGGGGAUGAGAUGUGGCCUGAACUCUGGUCCUGUUGCACCAGGAGGGACCAGUCCCCGUCCUCGUCCCUGUUUUCGACAGAUGAUGGAGGAUGCCAGCCCGGAGCUCACCUGUCCUUUGACAACGAACCAUUGUUGGCCGCGUCAUCCACAUCCACCGUUCUCCCACCGCUCCCAUCCACGUCCUCCGCUUAUGGCAUUGAUGUUGGUCACUCAGUCUGCAAACCCGCUACGGCAUCUUCCUCCUCCUCUUCGUCGUCAAAAAGUGGUGUGCGUCAGUGCACCCCCGGGAUGUACGCUCCAAUAUUUCCAGGACCCUCGAAUAAUCGACCAGGAAAACGCCAAGCUAAAUCUUCAAGAAGGCCAAACUGGUCCAUUCCGGGUGGGAGUGAGAUUUAUGAAUUGAAGAUGGAUUCCAUUAGUACAAUUUCGUAAUCCAGUGAAUGAGUGAAAGUCUGAGUGAGUUUAUAUAGAUUCAAAUAUGCUUACAUGCAUAUGUAAAUUGUAAGGUGCAUGUGUAUGUAGAGAGAGAUGCAUACAAGCAAGUAUAUAAUAAAUGCAUAUACAUACGCAUACAUAACUACAUAUAAGUACAUACAUGUACAUGUAUGCGUCUUGAAAUGUAGGUACUAUGUAUUAGAAUAGAUUUCUGAUGAAAUGGUGGAUUUAAACCAAGUCUAACGAGGGAACCUUUUAUAGUGCCCGGAGCUCCCAGCAUAUCUACUAUAUACAUUAGACGCAGUUUUUAAUACUAGUCCGUUGAUGUGACAAAAUUUCCGUGUCAAAAUGACAUUUGGUCAAAGUGUGACGAUUUUAGUGACGCGCCGAACGGUCACUUUCUCCGAUGAUUUCAAUAGCGCAAUUAAAUACAUACACUUUUCACCACACGGUCCUCAUCUUGCUUUUGAAUUCUCAACCAAUUUACUCACUGGUACUUAAUUUAACUAUAUUUACAAUAUCAUUACAAUUUACUAUUUGUAGCUUAUGAAUAUUAUUUUUACAUUUGAAUUUAAAAGUUACAAAAUGUUCACGCGUACUUUUUGAAGAACAUUCAUAAGUAAUUGCUGUAUUUUUUCCGCACAGUUUUCAAACUCCAAUAUUUGAAAGGAAAAAACAAUAUUGAAAACUUGUAAAUAGUAAAUAAAUUGUAAUGAUAUUGUAAAUCUAUUUAAAUUAAGUGCCAGUCUUAUCGGUGAGCAAAUGAGUUGAGAUUUCAGUGAGAUGAGCGGAGAGCGUGUAGUGAAAAGGUGAAAGCGUACCUGCCCUACUAAAGCAUGGCGAAAGUGACCGUUCGGCGCGUCACUAAAAUCGUCACAGCUUGACCAAAUGUCAUUUUGACACGGAAAUUUUGUCACAUCAACGGACUAGUAUUAAAAACUGCGUCUAAUGUAUAUAGUAGAUAUGCUGGGAGCUCCGGGCACUAUAAAAGGUUCCCUCGUAAGUCCAUCCCCUUUUCAUGAUGCCUAGUUUAUUUCAAAAGCACACAACCCUACAUAGCACAAAACUAUGGUACCAUUCAAACUAGUAGUGAAAGUGUAACGAAUUUUGCGAGUCGUUCACAUGGCACAACACAACAGUGAGAUGAUGUAAUUAAUUAAGCACACAUGCAUUUGUUACAUGUUAAUUUAAUUGCUUUUAAGCGCCAAUCCUUUUCCACCUGAAAACAAAACCAAGUUGGAAAGGAGUGACCCAAUUUAUGCAUAAGAACAAGAAUUUUUCCAUAACAAUACUAGAAAGUAUAUGUACAUACAAAUAAUGCUAGUAAAAUACAUCCAUGUGGCGUAAUCAUAUGAAGGGUUUUUAUGACAAUAUUUUGCUACAAUGUGGACGUUGGGCUUUGUGCUACUACAUGUUGGUGCUGAUUAACUUUUAAAAUAGUUAUUUACUCGAAUUAAAGGUGCUGGACAAGAUAGAUCAAUUCAAGAUGUGUGUUAUCUCUUGAAUUGUCGGAUUAGACGCAUAUGUAAUUAUGCAGAGAAAUAUGCAAGUAAUUUUAAGUAGAAGUACAUCUUCUUAAACAAGUAUGUACCGUAAGUAAUAGCUUAGUUGACGAAGCUAAUCGAAAAUGUAUAACCAUAAUGUAUGUGCCCAUCUACCUGGAAUGUUUGCGGUAGAAUAGUAAAUGCAUAAUAAUUAUAUAUGAAAAUAAUGUUUUGUUACAUUUUGCUCCAUGUUUUUGAGAGAUCAUUUAAUCGUAGACAAGGUAUAUCGACGUAAUUAAGUUACACAUUUAUAAAUACAUAAAUAUAAGAACUAUGGUAUCUUAUAAGCUAUAUGUACAUAAGCUAUAGUCCAUAAAUAUAUCUACUUAAAUAUCAGUCAAAAUGUGCUGACGAACCAUUUACCUUAGAUAAACUUUAAUUAAGGAAAUAUGUAAGUGCACGACCAUAGUUGGUGUGAACUGAAAAUGGAAUGAGAAAAUUAGAUUAAGGUGGAUUUAAUGCAUUACUGCCAAAUAAGUAAGCUUGAUAUGAUGAGUCCCUUACAUAAAACUAAACUACUUUACGUAGAACUAUUCUUUCAGCUUAUUGCAUGCGUGGAAAGGUCAAAACCUUACGGAGAAUAUUACACCUACAAGGAUGCAAUUGCUGGCAUGUCAGUAGCGGAAAGCUGAUUAAUAUUGUAGCAAUUUCACUUAAUUGUACUAAACCAUAAUAACAUAAUUUACAUAAUGAAAUAAACUGUUGCUAAUAAAAUUGUUUUUCUGGUGA